AUGUCGAAUAAUCCAUUCCCCAUUGUUGAUUUCGCGCCGUUCUUAGACGGAUCUGCGAAACAGCAGGCUGCAGAUAAGCUCCUCGGGUCGUUCAAAUCGUAUGGAUUCUUCUACCUCACGAAUUUCGGUAUAUCGAACGAAGAGGUCCAAGAGAUGUUUGAUUUGGGGUUUCAUUGGAAAGCUGGCUUUUGGCAGUAUAACACUGCCUACAAUAUGAAUGGCGCAGGUCCCGGUGUUCACUGGGCACCCAGCAUGGGGUGGGCUCAGAAUGUCCCUGCUAACUUUAAUCCUUACAAGCGCGUCCCCCGUCCUGCAAGCCCGAGCUACAGGAGGACACAGCUCACCGACAAUGGUCUUGGUUUUGGAGAACAUGGUCCAUGCAAGCGUUCCCUUUCUACUCAUGCAUCUCCCUCCACCUCCGCCAUUCAUCUGUUGAAACUGACUUUGGAGAAGUUGGCUCUGCUUUCUGGAAUCCCGCUCUCGGUGGUGCGCAAGGUCUUCUUCGAGGAGAACUUGAUGUUCGAUGGGAACGUGACCCGGGAGGUGGUGGGCGGCCUGAGUUGUGGUGUCGUGACAAAAGAGUGCAGAACUGGACGCCGGAUGCACAUGGCGAGUGUGUUAACGCUUCCGAGGAUAUUGAUCGGUGACUCGGAUGGUUAUUCAUCUAUGGAUGACCCGACUCGGGAGUUGAAUAUCACGCUACAAUUGCACCGACUGGGCGUGUGA
Messenger RNA from Suillus plorans, 726 nucleotides. RefSeq lists its product as uncharacterized. The transcript is spliced from 4 exons. Bases 1 to 726 code for a protein of 241 amino acids. Lineage: Eukaryota; Fungi; Basidiomycota; Agaricomycetes; Boletales; Suillaceae. The record is from RefSeq and is a predicted model, not a curated record.